Molecule: messenger RNA, 1403 nt
Organism: Purpureocillium takamizusanense
Lineage: Eukaryota; Fungi; Ascomycota; Sordariomycetes; Hypocreales; Ophiocordycipitaceae
Product: tRNA-guanosine(34) preQ(1) transglycosylase
Exons: 3
Coding region: 103-1347 (414 amino acids)
Cellular component (GO): cytosol
Molecular function (GO): tRNA-guanosine(34) queuine transglycosylase activity
Source: RefSeq, a predicted model, not a curated record
CUAAAGCAACAGUGUUUCCGGGCCAGAACUGAAGGCAAGAAUCCAAAGAGGCGAGCUGCACGCCGUGGGGGUUUAUCACAGGGGUAUUGGAGUCGGUAGAGGAUGUUCGGCAUCAAAAAGAUGGCCUCCAACAUUUCUUCCUCUCCGGCCCUUACCUUUGAGCUCGUUGCCCGCUGUUCGACAACAAGGGCCCGAGCAUCAAACGUCACGCUCCCUCAUGGCCCGGUGCAGCUUCCCAUGUUCAUGCCUGUCGCGACCCAAGCGUCGCUGAAGGGAAUUACGCCACAGCAGCUGGAAGAAACGGGCUGCCGAUUAUGCCUAAACAACACAUACCACCUUGGGCUCAAGCCUGGCAAGGAGGUGCUGGACGCAGUCGGAGGAGCGCACAAGCUUCAAGGCUGGAAAUACAACAUACUCACAGAUAGUGGAGGUUUCCAGAUGGUCAGUCUGCUCAAGCUGGCCAAGAUCACGGAAGAGGGCGUGCGGUUUCUGAGCCCUCACGAUGGCUCGCCGAUGCUGCUGACGCCGGAGCACUCCAUCUCUCUACAAAACACAAUCGGCAGCGACAUCAUCAUGCAGCUCGACGAUGUCUUGGUUACGACGUCGCCUGAUGCGGCACGCAUGCGUGAGGCAAUGGAGCGCAGCGUGCGAUGGCUGGACCGGUGCAUUGCGGCACAUAAGAACCCUGACCGUCAGAACCUGUUCUGCAUCAUCCAAGGCGGACUUGACCUCGAAAUGCGACGGGAAUGCACCAGAGAAAUGUUGGCGCGGGACACGCCUGGCAUCGCCAUCGGCGGACUCAGCGGAGGCGAGGCCAAGGCAGACUACUGCCGCGUCGUCGCGACAUGCACGGCCUUGCUCCCGGACCUGAAGCCGCGGUACGUUAUGGGUAUUGGCUACCCCGAGGACCUGGUCGUGAGCGUCGCCCUGGGAGCAGACAUGUUCGACUGCGUGUGGCCGACGCGGACGGCGCGGUUCGGCAACGCGGUCACGAAGAUGGGCGCCCUCAACAUUCGCAAUUCGAAAUACGCAAAUGACUUUGGCCCGAUCGAGCCGGGCUGCGGAUGCAUGUGCUGCCGGGCGGGCGACGGCGGCAUGGGCAUCACACGGGCGUUUGUGCACCACAACGCGUCCAAGGAGACGGUGGCGGCGCACCUACUGACGAUACACAACGUGUGGUACCAGCUCAACCUCAUGAGGGAAGUGCGGCAGUCCAUCAUCGAGGACCGGUUCCCGGCGUACAUUCGCAAUUUCUUUGCUGGACUGUACGAGAACAAGACGGAGUAUCCUUCUUGGGCGGUCGAAGCAUUGCAAGGUGUUGGCGUAGAUUUGACAGUAGACGGAUAGACAUGACUAGAUUUGGGGGGUAUCUAACAAGAUAUAUUAUAUAUGCAUGCUAUGUG